Molecule: messenger RNA, 1980 nt
Organism: Sycon ciliatum
Lineage: Eukaryota; Metazoa; Porifera; Calcarea; Leucosolenida; Sycettidae
Product: mediator of RNA polymerase II transcription subunit 8-like
Exons: 9
Coding region: 158-853 (231 amino acids)
Biological process (GO): regulation of transcription by RNA polymerase II
Cellular component (GO): core mediator complex; mediator complex
Molecular function (GO): RNA polymerase II cis-regulatory region sequence-specific DNA binding; transcription coregulator activity
Source: RefSeq, a predicted model, not a curated record
GCGAUGAUGGUACGUACAUGUACAUGUAGUAUUUGACCUGAAUUGUGAACUCAAACUGUAGCUACGAAAUCUGACUUGCUCAUGUUGCGAGAAGUCGAUUAUUGCAUUCAUCUCGGCAUUAGAAAGGGCUGCUUUUCACCUGGUUCCUCGGAAGACGAUGCAGGCUCAGGAUGGUCGUGGCGUGGAUGUGGCUUUGUCCUCAUUGGCUGGACGAGUUGGAGACCUAAAACAGUCAUUACGCGCGUUGCUUGUCAAGCUGGAACAUGAGAAUCACAAUUGGCCGUCAAUUCUUGACAAUUUCACUGCACUAUCUGGGCAUGUGAGCACGUUGGUCAAGCAACUGAAGAGUGACAAAACACCUCCACUUCAGAAUCUUGUUGUUCUUCCUUUGGAGAUCCGCAGUGAGCCAGACAAGCAUUUAGAGAAAAUAACUGAAGGUCGUGUACCAGUAUUCCACCAUGAAGUUGUGCCUGACUACCUUCGCACCAAACUUGACUUAUCACUAGAGCAGCACAACCAAGCCCAACUGGAAAAGGCCACGGCUGCCAUAGCUGCCAAUCCGACGGACUGUGAGACCAAGGUGAAAGAACUCAAUGCAUGCUGUGACAAUCUCCUGGAGCUGGUCAAGUCGGUACGGGAAGACUGGGAUGAGGCGUCUGCAACCAUUUCAUCUGCAUCUCGCCAAGAUGAAGUAGAGACGGCGAAACUGGUUGCCGCCAUGGCACCUGUUGCGGUUCCUGCUACGUCUGGGCGUUCCGGAAAGAGUGGAGGACAAUUUAAAUCUCAAAGCAGCGUCAGGUCAGACCUGAAAUCUGCAACGGCAUCGCACCCCUACGGAAGAUCAUCGCGGUGAUAUUUCAUAGAAAACUACGCAGAGUGCUGGCGCUUUCACAUGACUGGCCACUGCCAUCUGUUGGAGUCUUUGGAAUUCAAUGACAGCCGAUCACCACCACACAAUUACUAGAAGCUAUUACGGUCUCUGCCGUGUCUCAUCUGACAUUCUGACUACAAGAAUCGCAUCAAAGCGCGUCACUCCAUCGGCACAAGUCGAUCAUUAUAAGCCAGAAAGCCCGAUUACAUGUAGUAGCUUGAGUACGCUGCAUUCUGCCAGGGAGUGAGGCAACGCCCCAGACCUCUGCCAUUAUCGCCUUCGCUCUCUCGGGACCGAGUUGCCUGCCGUGUUGGCCCUACGAACGGCUACUUGACUUCACUCUUUCAGAGAGUAGGUCACUGGCAGUUGGGACUUGUUUGAAUACCCUAUGGUAUUCCCUGCCUUGGUAUGUUUGAUGUCAGUCUGGACUGCCCCAAGACUGUCUUGCCCACGGCCUCACGGCUGCCAUGUGCGAUACGGCGGUGUGCUGCACGUGCACGUCGCUGUCACAGACGCCUCUCAUUUUCCCUGCUCUGAGGAGUCCGCCCGCCAGCACGCAAAACUGUGUAAUGUUGCUAUGUACUAGAAGCGACCCUGGAAUCAGUCUGCUGUAGAUCUACAGUGCGUGUGCAAUUCGUUGGUACUUGUGUACAUGUAGUAGGGUGCUGCUACGAGUCUCAGUCUGCUGUGUACUAGUAUUCAGGGAUGUUGUCGAUCCAGCUCUGGUCUAGCUGUAGGUUUUGCAAUAGAAUUCAUCUUCAACUGAGCUGUUUCUUGUAGCUAUCUUGACCAUUUUUUCUUUCUUGUUUGCAGUGUUCUAUUCCAACUGUACCUGCCCAGCAAGCUGGUCCCCUACCCCCUCCCCCCCUCCCCCCCCUCCCAUUUCUGGCCCCUCACUGACAUCCUGGUUUCUGUAUGAUCUGGGUAAUAUUUGAUGGAACUUUUAGCACACGUUUUUAUUUUUCAUUCUUUUGGGUACAUAUCCAAGCUCUCCUGUGCUGGUCAGAGUACACCCACUACUUUCACCAUUGCCCUGCAACCGUCCAACUCAUUUAUACCAUAAUAUACACUCAACUGUACUUCAUAAGGCUUUGGCAAAAUGCCCAUUG